CACAGCUGCGGCUGGAGGCGACAGGUGGUUCAUGUCAGACACGUCACAGUAGGUGCGCUGAAAGCACGUCUUCAACUAAAAACGUGACGACGUGCUGACUUCCUUUUUAUCUGAAGACGUGUUCUGGUUAUUUUGUCCACGCUCUGUUGCCUCCGGACAGCAGGCGGCGGGAACAGGCCGGAGCUGCACACCACCGAAGAAGAAGAAGAAGAAGAAGAAGAAGUAAUGGCGCGGUGGUUGAUGUAAACAAAGAUGUUUUAUUGUGCUGAUGAUCCGCUGAGAAACAGGAAGCUGUGCGGUUUCCUCCCGGUGAGAAGAUGAGCCGCGGCGGAGCAGGAGGAGAACCGGAGGGACGUUCAGCAACAACACGGAGACACAGACUGGAGUCUUUCCAUAUUGAUUUAGUCUGAACUACAGAGGCCCUGAAGGUCCCCACCUGACAGAACACCUCCAACCAGCUGCAGUUCCACCUUGCACCCCGACCCCCUCUGACCCGCUACAGCUCGGUGCGGUCCGAUCCAGGUGGCGAUGGCGGGACGAGGUCGUGGGCGGGGCCGGAGGAUGAUGACUUUCAGCGUGGAGGCAGUCGGCAUCAACAGAGGAGACAGUUUACCUCCGUCCAUCCAGCAGCCUACACCUCUGUUUCCCGUGAUGGAGCAGAAGCCCCUCCCCCUGGCAGGUGGGGAGGAGGCGGAGUACCUGUUAGCUCUCAAACAGGAGUUCAGAGGAGCCAUGAAGAGUCUGCCCUGCUUCAUCCAGCCAGCUGCUGCACACAGAG
Messenger RNA from Micropterus dolomieu (smallmouth bass), 778 nucleotides. Its product is annotated as DNA-directed RNA polymerase III subunit RPC7-like. Gene Ontology annotation, molecular function: lipid carrier activity. Gene Ontology annotation, cellular component: RNA polymerase III complex. Gene Ontology annotation, biological process: lipid transport; transcription by RNA polymerase III. The record is from RefSeq and is a predicted model, not a curated record. NCBI's taxonomy places the organism in Eukaryota, Metazoa, Chordata, Actinopteri, Centrarchiformes, Centrarchidae.